This is a messenger RNA of Lasiosphaeria miniovina, 2742 nucleotides long. RefSeq names its product regulator of G protein signaling domain-containing protein. The transcript has 2 exons. Gene Ontology annotation, biological process: intracellular signal transduction. The record is from RefSeq and is a predicted model, not a curated record. Lineage: Eukaryota; Fungi; Ascomycota; Sordariomycetes; Sordariales; Lasiosphaeriaceae. The coding region runs from base 118 to 2469 and encodes 783 amino acids.
CCUCCCGAACCCGCACACACCCACACCUUCAUUGCUGCUACCGUAAUCUUUUUUUAUGGCGGUUCCUCUUUUUUCCCUCACCAUCCUGCUUUGCUGACUUGACCGUUUCGGCAUUAGAUGGCCGCGGUCUCGCAGUCGUCCCGCUCUACGACAUUGCCUAAUUCACCGCAAUCGCAAGCCGAGUCGACGAUCAGGUCGCAGUUGCAGUCACAGUCACAGUCACAGUCUCAGUCUCAGUCUCUGUCUCCGCCGCUGCCGCACUCUCUCCGCCGUCCAAGUCACAACAGCGCCUUCAGUAACAGCAAUAACACAUCUUCGGUUUCGGCUUCGUCCUCGUCGACCUCUGCCACUGUUUCUCCUCCUCUCAGAGGGCCACAAGUCCCUCUUCCCGUGGCCGUCUCGACGCUCCACAACCGACAGUACAACCACUCAAGCAGCCCCUCUACCAGCUCCCAGAGGCCGGGCGGCUUCCUAGCCCUCGCUGCUGCUGCUCUCGACAGGACCUUUUCUGGAAUUGGCGAGCAAAGAGUCAGGCCGCGCCAGUCCCUGAGCCGUCUUUCUGUCGGCCCAGACGUCCUGCUGCCCCAGUCGAGCCCCGAGAAAUCGUCUCGCUACUCGUCUCUGCUGUCGACGCCCCUACCCGGCGACGGCCAGAACCCGAGCGUGAGCUCGUUGCUCAAGGACAUACCUUCGCAGCCCUACAGCGCGACCGACGCCUCCCAACCCCCACCAGUCCAUCUCUCGCGCCUCGACAACAAGAUGCAUCAGACAUCGUCAAGGCUGUUACGCAUGACGGACGAUGACCGUCCGUUCACCAAAGACUUCAAAGAUCUCUUUGCUACACUGAUAGUCAGCCUUUUGCCCCUCUCGGCGCAUCGUGUCCGCCUGAGCAAGAUAGAACACACGUUUCUGUCUGAGGAUGCCAUCAACAACCUGGGCUCGCUCAAGUUUUCACAGUCCAACCGCAUGCCGGACCCCAAUGACCCGUCACGGAUUGUAACGACGACUACCACGACGACCUUCUCCAUGGCCAAGGACAUGGCGCGCUCCAUAUGCCAGAGAUUCCUCGAGGCGAGAUUUAUCGAGUCGGCAGACGGAAAGUACCAGACAGUCUACUCAAUGAAGGGUUUAGUUUGGCAGCUCACGCCCAAGGGCAUCGCAAUCCUGGACCGAUUUUGCUCGAGGAAUGGAAUCCAGCAGCGGCAGGUGGCGGAGCUCAUCGGCUCGUCCCUGCCCCAGCUCGUCAUCUUGGAGCGGGACGGACAGUCGGACAAGCUGCUCACGGACAGGGGCACCAUCGAGGUCAUCUUUAGACGGUUCAUUGGCGCGAACGGCCCCAAUGUCAAGGCGAGCGUGAGCGCGGCGGAUUCGGACUCGCUUAACGACUACAGGGAUGGACUCACGGGCGUCAAGAUGGCGGGGGAACGCAAGGUGGGCGGCAAGACGUUCAAGGAUACGUUCACGGGCAAGGCCGCGACCGACUGGCUGAUGGACUGCUCGACAACGGUCGACCGGCGCGAGACAAUCGAGAUCGCCUCGCUAUUUGUCGAAUACGACCUCAUGGAGCCGGUUCAGCAGGACCGCGCCCACAUGGCGCUCUACCCGAUCCAUAACCUGUUCCAGCCCACCAAGCAUGCCAUUUACCAAGUCACGGCAAAGGGUAGGGAUUUGGUCAACGGAGCGCUGGCAAGAGGGCGCCAGUCGGAGAGCGAGGGAAUGUCGGCUGCCCGAGGAGCUGGUAUCGCCCGGGAUUCCAAUACGCAGCGGCUGGACAAGAUUCUCAACGACGCCGCUCUCCGCCUCCUGUUCCGCGAGAACCUGCGCGAGACGCAUUGCGAGGAGAACCUGUCCUUCUACGUCGACGUGGAUGAAUUUGUCCGGCAGUGCAGACAGGCGACCAAGAUAGCGCAGAAGAGCCCCGGCAAUACGGCUUCCAUGGAUGGAAUCAAGGAGAUCAUGGCCCAAGCCUACGGCAUAUACAAUGCAUUCCUGGCUCCGGGAUCCCCAUGCGAGCUCAACAUUGAACAUCAGUUGAGAAAUAACCUGGCCACGCGCAUGACAAAGGCUGUGGGACAGGAUGUGGCCAUGAUCGAUACACUUCAAGAGGUGACGGCUCUUUUCGAGGACGCUCAGAAUGCCGUCUUCAAACUCAUGGCUAGCGUAAGUCACGGGAAUUUGCCAAGACUCUCUGCAUGCGCGGGUAGAGAUGGCAAUCAGAGACAUGCUGACAUGAAUAAAAUAGGACUCGGUGCCGAAAUUCCUCCGAAACCCCAAAUACGAACAGACGUUGAAGAGCUACGAUUUCGAUUCCAUCACGAUCGGCAGCCCUUCGCAGCGCGUGCUCGAGCGCAGCCAAAGCCGGUCCAACCGCAAGUCGCCAAUGGUAGUGUGAUGUAUGGAGAAAGAGAAGAAAAAGAAUCAUGGGUUGAAAGCCCCUUCAGUCCUCACUACGCGGCCUUUACUAGCUAGCAGGAGAUAUCAACGUGCACCAUGUUUAGCAUUUGUUAUCCCUACCCCUGCCGAUGGUGAUGUCGGAAACAACUACCACGUGCAGAGAGCGUUUUUUUUUCCCUUCUCUUUUAUUUUAUUUUUCUCUAAUCUCAUUUUGUCGUGCAUAUGGGAGGGUCCCGAGGUUGAAUAUUUCGGCCUUUUGCCAUAUCUUUUGGCGGUUCGUUUCUACUAAUCUUGGUCAUUUUCUUGAUUUUUGACUGCUUUUCUGGAGAUAUACGGCGUUCUUGGGAA